Messenger RNA from Folsomia candida, 1587 nucleotides. RefSeq names its product phenylalanine--tRNA ligase, mitochondrial (gene PheRS-m). Gene Ontology annotation, biological process: phenylalanyl-tRNA aminoacylation. The coding region runs from base 140 to 1546 and encodes 468 amino acids. Gene Ontology annotation, molecular function: ATP binding; tRNA binding; phenylalanine-tRNA ligase activity. Gene Ontology annotation, cellular component: mitochondrion; cytoplasm. The record is from RefSeq and is a predicted model, not a curated record. Lineage: Eukaryota; Metazoa; Arthropoda; Collembola; Entomobryomorpha; Isotomidae. The transcript has 7 exons.
CAUCUGCAGAGUGAUUGAUCUUCCUUUGCGAGUGAAAGUCAAACAUUGAACAUGAAUUUCUUGUCUCGUUAUUAAUCAUAGUUCGCCUCAACUUGAAAGAGAAAGCAUACUCAUUAAAAAGUAAAACAAUUGUCGGAAAAUGUCGAGCUGCUCCUGCUCUGUGUUAUCUCGUGUCGUCCGUUUUCGCCAACCAAAUUUCGGGAAAAGUUUCCUUGUGAGAAAUCUCUCCUCCUCGUCACCACCACACCCGAGCAAGUCAUCCCCCAGCGAGGAAGUGCCCCCACCAUUGUCAUCUCCAGUGCCACCACUGCUCAAUGUUGUGGAGAAGGAUUUAGUCAGGGUCCAAAGUCAGCCUUACCCAAAGGACGAUUGGACCAAUGUCACGGAGCGUAUCCUGAGUCAAAUUGGCCGUGGUCUCCACCGACAAAAGUACCAUCCUCUAGGAAUGCUCAAACACAGGAUUGCAGAAUUCUUUUACAAAAACUUCCACGGUCGAUCUAUGCGUAGUCCAAUGUUUUCAGUGUUUGACAAUCUCAACCCUGUAGUUACGACAGUGCAGAACUUUGAUUCGCUUCUUGUGCCAAAGGAUCAUCCAUCAAGAAAUAAAUCGGACUGUUACUACAUUAACCAGUCACACUUGCUUCGAGCUCACACGAGUGCACACCAGUCCGAGUUGAUUCAGCAAGGAAUGAACAAUUUCUUGGUGGUGGGGGAUGUCUACAGAAGAGACGAAAUAGACCGCACCCACUAUCCAAUCUUUCAUCAAGUGGAAGGCGUCCGAUUAUGUGGUUUACAUGAAGUAUUUCAAGACGAGGAGGUCGCCAAAGAACUCCGGCUAUUUGAUCGAGGAGAAAGUCGAACUCCGGGAAAGCAGGAAUCCCACACAAUAGAUGCCGUGAUGGUCAUGACUCAGAGUUUGCAAUCUACCCUGCUCAAACUGGUCCAACAUCUAUUCGGGGCUGACGUGGAAGCUCGCUGGGUGGAUACAUACUUCCCUUUUACGCAUCCAUCCUGGGAACUGGAAGUUAAAUUUAAUGGCGAGUGGAUGGAAAUGCUGGGAUGUGGAAUAAUGGAGCAAGCUAUAUUAAACAAUUCUGGUGCUGGAGAGAAGAUUGGAUGGGCGUUUGGGCUGGGAGUAGAGCGUCUGGCGAUGAGACUCUAUGAAAUCCCCGAUAUCAGGUUAUUCUGGAGUAUUGACCCAGGCUUUCUCCAUCAAUUUAAAGUGGAGGACCCGUACGCCCCGAUCAGUUACAAACCGAUAAGCGUGUUCCCGUCUUGUGCAAAUGACAUCAGUUUUUGGCUCCCUGCGGACGGUUCCUUUUCCAGCGCUGACUUUUAUGACACAGUCCGAUCAGUUGGGGGCGACGUUGUUGAACAGGUGUCAUUGGUUGACGAGUUUUUCCAUCCCAAGAAGGGUCAGAUGAGCCACUGCUACCGGAUCGUGUAUCGUCACAUGGAGAAAACCCUGACGCAGAGAGAAGCGAACCUGGUCCAUGAUCGUAUUCAGAGAGCUGCAGCAAAACGCUUACGAGUUGUGAUCCGAUAAUUAGAGUCAAUAAAGUAGAUAAAAAGAGGUCAUUUCCCUUA